AUGCUUUGGCAAAGGACACUUGCUGCUUCCUUCCUGGCGACAGGGGCGCAAGCUGGGAUUGGGAGCCUCGUUGCGGAAGGGUUUUCACGCAACAGCGAGGGGGUAGAGAGGAGGUUAGAAGACAUGGCAAGGGCAAACCUCAGAGCCAGAGGGUUCUUGGAGACGAGACAAUCCGAUGGACUCAGCAACGACACGCCACUGAAGAGUGACGGAAGCCUCGACAUGGAAGCGUGGAACACCGCAGUGAACACAGCAUGCCGGGCCGCAUUGCAGAACCUGAACGUCGCAAGCAAUCCCUCGGGUACCUGUGUUUGCUACAAUCUACCGCUGCUCAACAACUCGACGGGAACCUUUGAGGCCGAUUUGAGGUUAUUCCAGCUCAGCGAGCCCACGGGCGAUUUCCAAGGGAUACCGCAGGAGAGCAUUGAGGUCGAGCUCAGUUACAACGGCGCCUCGGUCUCGGAAGUCAACCAGCAACCGGUGAAGCGCGUCAAAGCCAGGCAGGCCAAUAAUACCGGGGAACUGCCGCUGCUGCAAUCGUACCUGUUCAUCGGGCAGGUCGAUCAGGACCAGAUGUCAGGUGGAGUCAACGUAGACAAACUUCAAGCACUCGUCAUGCCCAUCGUCACGCUUAAAGCUACCAACGGCAACGGCCAGUCGGUCAACACCGUCGUGUCAUCCAACGAGGCUGCAUUCGUAGCGGGCGAGUUCUCCAAGGAUGAAGUCAUGAGCAAUUACCGCAUGGCCGAGCUUGCAGUUGAGGCCGAACUGGCUGCCCUCAAAAACGGCACCGUCGCUUUUGUUCUUCCGGGCAUCCAACUCAUGAUCUUCCCCAUCGGUCUCAUCAUCACCAGUGUCUGGCUAGUUCUGGGGCUUACUGCCUACGGAAUGGGGACGUAUGCUCGGUACAACUUCAGGGAGGCGCACCGGAGGAGGAUGGCCGUGGCCAGCAAGGGCGGGAUGUCGAGGAUUUAG
Chaetomium globosum CBS 148.51 is the source of this 975-nucleotide messenger RNA. RefSeq lists its product as uncharacterized. The coding region runs from base 1 to 975 and encodes 324 amino acids. Lineage: Eukaryota; Fungi; Ascomycota; Sordariomycetes; Sordariales; Chaetomiaceae. The transcript has 2 exons. The record is from RefSeq and is a predicted model, not a curated record.